GCGACAAACAUGCGGCCCAGAUAGUGUACUACGCAGUAAUACAAGGGCGAUAAGUGGUGUUGGGUUGAAUUUCGAAUUCGUGGAACUGCAAACUCACAGUGUUUGACAUGGAGCUUCGGAGUUAGGCGAAGGGCGGUGGUAUGGAUGUCACGGGUAGUUUGUGGUCUGUUUGUGUUUUUUUGCUACCCGUAGUAGUAACACAAAAGUUAAAGGUAGACUUGGCUGCUGGUUCCAACUGUACAAGAACAGAUAGACCUGAACCUUUCGAUGUAUCUACAUCGGGAGUAGAGAGGGAUCCCUUGAGCUGCACUUUGUUCGGGACAAACAGUUGCAGGAAUGGCAUCCUUCCGGCUCACCUGGGAGGUCCAUUCAUGGGGUCCCCUCACUCUCUGAAGGUGGAAGGAGCAUACGUCACAAAUCCAGUAGGAAACCGCAACCCACAGCUGGUUAUCACCUGGAAGCCCCCUGCAACAGCUGCUGGCUUCAGUCAUCUGAAGGGGUUCUAUGUGGAAAUACGUAGAUUAACGGGGAUCACCACCAGACCUGAUUUUUAUUGCCGUGUGUUUGACUUGAGUCAGAACAACUUUACAACUCAGGACUACAAGCUGGAAUUCAAAAAGAAAAUGAUGGGAUAUCCUUCUGGGAGCGAUUUCUUGUAUCAAAUGAAGAUAUAUACCUUGCCAAUGGCAGCAGAAUCAACUCCGAAGUCCACCUUCUUUAAACUUCAGCCUUUUCUUGCAAAGGGAAAAACUACGGCAGCAAACUGGUCGACCUCAAUGUCCUACGAGACUGAUAACCUCACAGCACCAGCAAGGAUUACAGUGCUGUUCAGCCUGGCACCGAAAGAGUAUAAUAUCAAGAAGUAUAACAUUGAGCUGGUUAGCAGUCUUGAUGCUAAAAAUGUAAUGUUCCACUGCAUCAUCAACACACUGGACGAUUACACAUGUCAGGGAAAACCGUUCCCGAAACCAACAGAGGAUGCUGAGACCAUAGAACACACCUUCUAUGAUCUUCCACCAGCUAUAUACAAAGUAUGGGUGAGUGUAUGUUUUCCAGCUGUUCCCCUGAUUGAACACAUAAAUUUGGUAUUUAUGAGCCAAGUGGAGCUGUAGUGAGUCUUGAUGUUA
Molecule: messenger RNA, 1127 nt
Organism: Haliotis rubra (blacklip abalone)
Lineage: Eukaryota; Metazoa; Mollusca; Gastropoda; Lepetellida; Haliotidae
Exons: 7
Coding region: 141-1112 (323 amino acids)
Source: RefSeq, a predicted model, not a curated record